Molecule: messenger RNA, 1457 nt
Organism: Seriola aureovittata
Lineage: Eukaryota; Metazoa; Chordata; Actinopteri; Carangiformes; Carangidae
Exons: 7
Coding region: 407-1366 (319 amino acids)
Molecular function (GO): hydrolase activity, hydrolyzing N-glycosyl compounds
Source: RefSeq, a predicted model, not a curated record
CCUCUUGUGUCACGCCCUGUCUGGACUCUGUGUUAUUAUUUCGUGUUUUAUUUUGAAAUUGUUUUGCUGCUUGAUCCGUACGCAUGUGUGAAAAUGCAGCUAUAAUUUAGGGUAAUGAUCAGGUUAUGAUCCAUGGUUAGGUUUGUAGGUUUGCGCAUGCGCCAAUUUGCGUAACGCUUACUUAAAAGUGCAUUUUACAGAUAAUACUUCUUUACUCAAAUUCGGUGCUUUGACUUAUGGAUCUCUGAUAGACACACAUACUCUUUAGUAAAAGGCACUAUGUAAGGUUGUGUGUCUAAUCCACAAAUGGUUGCUCUCAGAUGACCAUCGUUGGUCCAAGUCUGUCAGAGGAAAAGCAUCAGCCCGCAACUACAGUUCAUCCGUGUCACACUCAGUUACUGGGUCCAUGAUGAGUAAAAAGCUGCUGGCAGAUGUAGACUGCGGGGUGGACGAUGCUCAGGCCAUCAUGUUGGCGCUGGCCGCCCCAAACGUGGAGCUCCUGGGUAUCACUUGUGUGCAUGGAAACACCACAGUGGAGAAUGUGUGUAAGAACACACUGCGCGUUCUGCAAGCCUGUAAUAAACUCGAGAUUCCAGUGUUUAAAGGUGCUGCUAAGCCUAUCCUUGGGAAAAGGAUUGAUGCGGGACACUUUCAUGGGCAGGACGGGCUGGGAGACGCUCCUGACCCCAACGCUCCUGCUCUGGACCUGAUUCAGAAGGAGGACGCUGUGUCUGCUAUGAUCAGGAUUGUCAAUGAAAACCCCGGAGAGAUAUCUCUGGUUGCCACGGCACCCCUCACCAACCUGGCUCUAGCUGUGAUGAUUGAUCCAUCUCUACCAAGCAAACUGCGAGGGCUCUACAUCAUGGGAGGCAACACUGAAUCUCGAGGAAACACCACAGUGUGUGGUGAAUUCAAUUUUGCUGCUGAUGCUGAAGCUGCUUACAUUGUACUGAAUGACUACCAGUGUCCCAUCUACUUGAUUUGCUGGGAGUUUACCUGCUACAGCAAGCUGUCCUGGGAGUUUUGUGACGCCUGGUUGGCACAAGACACAGAUAAAGCUCGCUUCAUGGCACGGAUCUUCCGUCACAGCAUCGAGGCGUCACAAAGCGAGCGCCUCCAGAAAGAGUUUGUUGCUGGCACAGGUUUUGUUUCCUGUGACUCGUACGCCAUGGCAGCCGCCGUAGACGACUCAUUCAUCGUAGAAAGCGACCAGUAUCCAGUCAGCGUAGAGCUGACGGGCACACACACCAGAGGCAUGAUGGUAGUAGAUACUGUAGACUUACUGAAGAAGACUCACAAGGCUUUCAUCGUUAAGAAGGUGGAUAUGGAGAUGUUCAAGCAGAUGAUGAUGGCUGCUUUGAAAUGAAAGCAAGGACCGAUUUUCACUUACUGUAUAUGUAGAACUUAAUUUUAUAGAAGUUGCUUUUUAAUACAUGAAAUUAAAAUUUUAAUAGAAA